AUAUCUGCUGCAAUAUGACCAAGCUGGGUAUGGAGAAAGUGAUCCAAAUCCCAAACGCUCGCUCAAAAGUGAAGCACUUGACAUUCAAGAACUUGCUGAUCAGUUAGAGUUAGGGCCACAGUUCUAUGUCAUUGGAGUCUCAAUGGGUUCAUAUGCUACAUGGAGUUGCCUUCAGUACUUACCCCACAGCAGCAGAGAAAGAAGAAGAACAACUCGAGCAUGGCACAAACGCUAGCGAUGCCUAUAGCUCCCUCUCUCGCCCUAAUCUCAAACCCUAGACCUCUUUCCAGAGCCGUCUAUUUCCCUGUUCUCAACCCUCCCAAGGUGAGAGAGUUAAGCAUAGAGUGCGCUCAAGUUGGCGGAGUGGAGAUUCCGAACAACAAGAGAAUUGAGUUCUCGCUACAGUACAUCCAUGGAAUUGGAAGGAGCAGAGCUCGCAAGAUUCUCUGCGAUAUAAGCAUGGACAACAAGGUCACUAAGGAUCUCAGCGAAGAGGAUCUCAUCACUCUUAGAGAUGAAGUCUCCAAAUACGUCAUUGAAGGUGAUUUGCAGCAGAGGAAGAAGAAGAACAACUCGAGCAUGGCACAAACGCUAGCGAUGCCUAUAGCUCCCUCUCUCGCCCUAAUCUCAAACCCUAGACCUCUUUCCAGAGCCGUCUAUUUCCCUGUUCUCAACCCUCCCAAGGUGAGAGAGUUAAGCAUAGAGUGCGCUCGAGUUGGCGGAGUGGAGAUUCCGAACAACAAGAGAAUUGAGUUCUCGCUACAGUACAUCCAUGGAAUCGGAAGGAGCAGAGCUCGCAAGAUUCUCUGCGAUAUAAGCAUGGACAACAAGGUCACUAAGGAUCUCAGCGAAGAGGAUCUCAUCACUCUUAGAGAUGAAGUCUCCAAAUACGUCAUUGAAGGCGAUUUGAGGAGGUUUAAUGCGCUGAAUAUAAGGAGAUUGAAUUAUGACAAUGUUAAGUUGUAUAUGUAUAAGAGAGCGAUUGAGGAGGUUGUUGGUUUUGGUUCUCAAAUUGCAAAACAGUUUUACUUAACAUGGAAAUGUGGUCAGAAAAUUUUCAAGAAAGUUAAGCCCCUCAUCCGAGGUCUACCAUUUCAGUCGCGAACUCGCCAUAAUGGUUUCCGCCGUGGCCUCCGCAAUGCCUCUGGACACUGUUCUGAGGGGUCAUUGGCGGCAAAAAACAGUAACAUGCUGUCAGUGUCACUGCAGCCGUUUACAGCAUCCAUCCACAGUGUUCUUAGAGAGAUAUCGCAGAGCAGCAUUGACAAAAUAGCCAGAUUUAAAGAGAAACCUAAACUGAAAGGAGGAAAACAGAGUUGA
Messenger RNA from Arachis ipaensis, 1320 nucleotides. The record is from RefSeq and is a predicted model, not a curated record. NCBI's taxonomy places the organism in Eukaryota, Viridiplantae, Streptophyta, Magnoliopsida, Fabales, Fabaceae.